GCCGAGGCGAACGACAGACCGGACGCAGCCGACCCAACCGGACCCAAACAGACGCGGUCGCCAUUCCUUUCUCCGGUGCCGCCCCGCGGCCGGCGGCUCGACUCCGUCCGUGCCCUUAUUAAGGUUGCGAAGUUCAGUCAAGAGAAAAACCGGCAGCCUCAUCGCGGAGCCGGGGGCCUUGAUGGACGGCCUCGCCGCAUCGCCGGCGAGCGAGGCGCCGUUCCGCAUCAGCUUCUCCGGCCACAGAGGGCACCUCCGCCUCGACCCCAACACACCCAACCCUGGGCCUGACUUCCUCCUGCUCCGUAGCCGCCGGCCGGCCUACGUACGAGCAGCGCGAAUGAGGACGUACCUCGAAGCCAAUUACCUCAGCCCCAAGCUCUACAUCCUCACCGCGGCCAAUGACGCCAAGGUGUGGGGAUGUGGACUGGUUUGGACCUGGCCAGGCCGCCUCUGGAGCCCUCCGCCCAUGGUGUCAUGGAUGCCUGGCCUAGAGAGGCAGAGACUUUGUGAGGGAGAGAGUGAAUAGUGAGCCGGUCCGUCUGAGGGGGCCUGCGCGAUGAUGCGGCUGAGGCGCAGCGUUGGAGAAGUCAUUUUCUAGAGGGUGCGCAGAAUG
Molecule: messenger RNA, 616 nt
Organism: Lolium perenne
Lineage: Eukaryota; Viridiplantae; Streptophyta; Magnoliopsida; Poales; Poaceae
Source: RefSeq, a predicted model, not a curated record